GGAAUCCCCGGGACCUUCAUCUUAUCGUCUCUGCCCGGCGCCAGGACAGCGCCAUGACAGCGCCAGACAAGCGCGGCGGAUUGCAGCCUCCACUUCUCACUUCUUGCUCUCGGCGCUCUCCUCGACCGUUGUCCAUGACGCCUGCCACGGGCGCGACGCGAUUCGGGGCGCUGCCACGGGAGACAGCGAUGGCGACGAGGAGAAGCGUGGUGGUACUCGGCGGCGAUUGUCGGAGGCGAUGAAUUUCUUUCGCGAGGCCGAGAGGUAGUGAGUCGCGGAGCGACAUGGCGGGAGUUGCGGCUGCCGUGAACGGCAGCUGCUGUGGGAGACCGUCGCCUUUGAAUGUGGCCGGUUGUCCAGAGCGAACGGUGGAGCUCUUGCGCCGGCAGAGACGCGUGGCACAUGGAGUCAGGGAGUCAAGGGAUUGUGAGAGGAAUCAACUUUGUGGGAGUGCCAGUAUUCGCUCACGGCCAGUCAGAUUGAUUACCAGGGCUUCUUCUGAGGAUUAUAGGGAGCAAUUUGUGAAACAGGGCAGGCGGGAAUGGCUUUUGUCAAGUGCAACUCUGGCGGGUGUAGCAUUUCCUGGUAGUGCGCAUGGGCUGGGAAGAUUCUUCGAUGUAGCGGAGGAUUCAGUUUCGGGAACUCCGGAGGGAGCCAACGCCGGUACGUCCGUCCGAUCAAGUGCCAAAGUUCAGCAGUCUGUAGACGAUGUCACUACGUGGUUUCGAUUUCGAGGAGAAGGAUUUGCGCUCAGAAUUCCUCCAGGAUAUCAAGAUGUUUUGGACCCAUUGAAUGAGGAAGCCUUAAACUCCCUUUACGGUGAAAGAGCUAAGGACAGACCUUUUGCAGCCCGUUUUGCUUCCCCUGACAGGGAUGAAAUACUGAGUGUGGUGAUCAAGCCUGCUUCGCAAAUGCAGCUGUCGUUUUAUCAGGCCAUGGAUAUUAAGGAUUUUGGAUCAAUUAAAGAAGCUGCUCCCAAAUUUGUGCCCGGAGGUUCGAAGCUAGUUGCUGCCAGGAUCAUUAACUCCACAAAAUCACGAGUCCCAAGGACUUAUUACUUGUACGAGUUUGUGGCGAGGGAUAAACACGUAGCGAUGUCAGCAGGCGUGGCCGGUGGAAGGGUAUUCGUAAUGGGUGCCACAGCCCCAGAAUCAAAAUGGAAAGACGCAGGAAACAAAUUGCGGCUAGCUGCAUCCUCAUUCUACCUCCCUUGACCAAAUUUUUGCUUCCCACAUUGGAGAGAGCACACAGAGACAGUGAAAGUUCUGCUGUAGAACUGCCCAACUGUGCGUUAGUACAUUAUCUUAGCAGUUCUUCAUUUCUCUCAGGAAAAGGAAAUGUUGCGAUAUAGAUCGAUGCUUACUGUAUGUUAGCAGAUCUAGCGUUUCAUGCUCCUGGAACUCGUCCUGAAGUACUUACGACGAAAACGCACGAGAUUGCUAUUAUUGUAGGAUAAAUUCAAACGUAUUUGUUACGAUGUGCC
This is a messenger RNA of Marchantia polymorpha subsp. ruderalis, 1483 nucleotides long. The record is from the annotation of a GenBank genome assembly. NCBI's taxonomy places the organism in Eukaryota, Viridiplantae, Streptophyta, Marchantiopsida, Marchantiales, Marchantiaceae.